GAAAAAGCGACGAGAAGCAAGACCAUAAACGGAAAGCAUGCCGGCAAGGAAAAGCAAGAGAGCUGUGAAGAAGUUGAACAAGAACUCUAUCCAGUACUCGAAUGACCGCUGGGACUCGGAUGGGGAUUCAUCGUCAUCGGAAUUACUUGUGCGGUGGCUGGAGACCCCAGGCAACUUCGAUCGGUGGCAGAGUGACAACAAGUCUGCAAUAUGCGAAGAAAUUUGUUCGGUGUUUAAGGCAGCAGGGGUACCAGAGUGUGCACGCCAUUGCUACUAAAAUCCGCUGGAUGCAGCAAAAACGGGAAGACGUCAACGCUUGGCUGAAAGAAUCGGAGCGCUUCGUCCUUUACCAGCAAGGGGAAGUUGAUGAUGCCGUUCGAGCAAGCGUCAGUGGGCUGUGUCCAGCCUACGAUCGAGUUUCUCCUGUGUUUCGCAACACAUUAAUCGACGAAGAUGAAUCGGACAAUUUGCACACAGCAACUAAGGCAAAAGCGCGGCCUUCACAAGAGUCGUGGAAGAUGAGGAGCGAAGUCACCGUCAAGAGCUUUUUGAGUGCGAGUUUGGAGCGAAGAAAGUUCGAGCUGAUGUCGACAUCGUGUGCGCCAAAGUCCUGGGUCGCCAGAAGAUGUUGGACGCGUGUGUUUUUCCCCGAUGAAGUCGAUCGUGUCUUGCCUCGCCCUGUGUGAGUGUUGGCGUGGGUUGCUGAAUUGUCAUUCUAUGUUGCAUUUACUUAAAAACAAAAAAAAAUGAAGUUGUCGUCUACUCUC
Molecule: messenger RNA, 767 nt
Organism: Phytophthora nicotianae INRA-310
Lineage: Eukaryota; Oomycota; Peronosporomycetes; Peronosporales; Peronosporaceae
Exons: 1
Coding region: 102-686 (194 amino acids)
Source: RefSeq, a predicted model, not a curated record